Ornithorhynchus anatinus (platypus) is the source of this 4236-nucleotide messenger RNA. RefSeq names its product endothelin-converting enzyme 2. Gene Ontology annotation, cellular component: plasma membrane. The record is from RefSeq and is a predicted model, not a curated record. NCBI's taxonomy places the organism in Eukaryota, Metazoa, Chordata, Mammalia, Monotremata, Ornithorhynchidae. The transcript has 19 exons. Gene Ontology annotation, biological process: protein processing. The coding region runs from base 585 to 2948 and encodes 787 amino acids. Gene Ontology annotation, molecular function: metalloendopeptidase activity; S-adenosylmethionine-dependent methyltransferase activity.
UACGACGGAACGAUCGAAGAAAAACAUCCGCUAGCCCGCCAGGGAAGCCACGCGUCGGCUAUUCGGGUGUGCCAGUUUGGGAGGAAUUCGGUGAGCGGAUGCAUGCGGCAGAAUGACCGAGAGUCGACGUGAAAGGGUGGAGGGAGGGGAGGGAAGAGAAUUGUGUAUUUCCCACAUCUCAAAGCAUCGUUGGGUCAAAUUCUCCCGUCUUGGGGAGGAAGGCUAUUCAGGACAUCCGAAUUCAGCCAUGACCACCCGAUCAAGAGGACGGAGAGUCAUCCGGAGUUAAACGCAUACGUGCUACUCCUCUGCUUUCAAAUGAAUCAUUUUAAAAAUAAAAUAGGACCCAAAGAAAAAGUGCUUUGCCUUCUCUGCCUUCUGAAAAAUAAGAAGUGUUUUCCCUUCGUCUCCAGAGUAGAAGCGUUUACGCAGGCAUUUGUAAAUCUCUGGACCCUUGCUUUCCGAGAGGCCAGGGCGAAGGACAGUUAUUAGGGAUUUUGUUUCCCCCCUCCUCCUUCUUUCGCAGAGAUGGAAAGAAGUACUAAUCAUCUGCGGGUCUAUCCGUGGAGAGAAAUGCGGUAUGAAUGCGGACAGGGUGCGUCGGUGAGGCUGUGAACCGUGCGUGUGUCUGUGUGGGGUCGUGCUCCCGCUCGGACAAUGCUGGAGGUCUGCGGAGAGCUGCCCGCAGUAUGGCCGAGUACAAGAGGGCGACCCUGCAGGACGAGGAGAGUCCAGAGCCCCCCAGGGAUGGGAACGCCUCUCCGGAUAGUGUGGAGGUGGGUUUUCGGAAGGGAGCGGGACCCGUCCUCGGCCCCCGCACCCAGCUGGAACUGGCCUUGGGGGGGAUCUCGCUGCUGCUGGCCGUGUUGCUGCUGGGCUGCCUCGUGGCGCUGGGCGUCCAGUACGGCCGUGACCCGGCUCACACCAUCUGCCUGACGGAGGCCUGCGUCCGGGUGGCCGGGAAGAUCCUGGAGUCCCUCGACCGGGGGGUGAGCCCCUGUGAGGACUUCUACCAGUACUCCUGUGGGGGCUGGGUGCAGCGAAAUCCCCUGCCCGACGGACGCUCCCGCUGGAAUACCUUCAACAGCCUCUGGGACCAGAACCAGGCCGUGCUCAAGCAUCUGCUAGAGAACGCCACUUUCAACUCCAGCAGCGAGGCGGAGCGUAAGACCCGGCGCUUCUAUCUCUCCUGCCUGGGGGAGCAGCGCAUCGAGGAGCUGGGGGCUCAACCGCUGAGGGACCUCAUCGACAAGAUAGGUGGCUGGAACAUCACAGGGCCCUGGGGCCAGGAGAACUUCCUGGAGGUGCUGAAGAUGGUGUCGGGAACUUACCGAGCCAGCCCCUUCUUCACCGUCUACGUCAGCGCAGACUCCAAGAGCUCCAACAGCAAUGUCGUCCAGGUGGACCAGUCAGGCCUCUUCCUGCCCUCCCGUGACUAUUACUUGAACAGAACUGCCAAUGAGAAAGUGCUGGCUGCGUAUCUGGACUACAUGGUGGAGCUGGGCACCCUUUUGGGCGGAAGUCCGGCCUCCACCCGGGAGCAGAUGCAGCAGGUGCUGGAGCUGGAGAUCCAGCUGGCCAACAUCACCGUGCCCCAGGACCAGCGGCGGGACGAGGAGAAGAUCUACCGUAAGAUGAACAUCGCCCAGCUCCAGAUCGUGGCGCCUGCCGUGGAUUGGCUGGAGUUUCUGUCCUUCGCAUUUGCACCCCUGGAAAUGUCGGAGACGGAGCCGGUGGUGGUGUAUGGGACGGACUACCUGGAGCAGGUGUCGGAGCUCAUCAACCGCACGGAGAGCAGCAUUCUGAACAAUUACAUGAUAUGGAAUCUGGUGCAGAAGACCGCCUCCAACUUGGACCAGCGCUUUGAGAAUGCUCAGGAGAAACUGCUGGAGACACUCUAUGGCAGCAAGAAGUCCUGUACUCCACGCUGGCAGACCUGCAUCUCCAACACAGACGACGCCCUCGGCUUUGCUCUGGGCUCCCUGUUUGUGAAGGCCACCUUCGAUCGGGAAAGCAAGGACGUUGCAGAAGGGAUGAUCAGUGAGAUCCGGGCAGCUUUUGAGGAGGCCCUGGGGCAGCUUGAAUGGAUGGACGAGAAGACCCGGCAGGCCGCCAAGGAAAAGGCAGAGGCCAUCUACGACAUGAUUGGAUUCCCCGAUUUCAUUCUGGAACCCAAGGAGCUGGAUGAUGUGUACGACGGGUACGAAGUUUCGGAAGAUUCCUUCUUCCAGAACAUGCUGAAUCUGUACAACUUCUCUGCCAAAGUGAUGGCCGACCAGCUGCGCAAGCCUCCCAACCGGGACCAAUGGAGCAUGACUCCCCAGACGGUGAACGCCUAUUACCUUCCAACCAAGAAUGAGAUCGUCUUCCCUGCCGGCAUCCUGCAGGCCCCGUUCUAUGCCCGGAACCAUCCCAAGGCCUUGAACUUCGGGGGCAUCGGAGUGGUUAUGGGCCAUGAGCUGACCCACGCCUUUGAUGACCAAGGGCGCGAAUACGACAAGGAAGGGAAUCUGCGUCCGUGGUGGCAGAACGCCUCCUUGGCAGCAUUCCGGAACCGCACGGCCUGCAUGGAAGAGCAGUACGGGCAGUACCACGUCAACGGCGAGCGGCUCAAUGGGCGCCAGACUUUAGGCGAAAACAUUGCUGACAACGGGGGGCUCAAGGCCGCCUACAAUGCUUACAAAGUGUGGCUGCGAAAACACGGCGAAGAACAGCGCCUGCCAGCAGUGGGACUCACCAACCAUCAGCUCUUCUUUGUGGGAUUUGCCCAGGUGUGGUGUUCGGUGCGCACGCCUGAGAGCUCGCACGAGGGCUUGGUCACGGACCCGCACAGCCCCGCCCGCUUCCGUGUGCUGGGCACGCUCUCCAACUCCCGGGACUUCCUCCAGCACUUCGGCUGCCCCGUGGGCUCUCCCAUGAACCCUGGGCAGCUCUGCGAGGUGUGGUAGGGGCAGACGGCCUCCUCGGACAGCCCUUCCCUUUCCCCCCCCCCCCCGUCCUCUCCCCCCAGGACCCCAGGACUGCUCUUCCUCCCCCUCCUCCCCAGGGGUCCUCCGCAGUGGGGUUGCGGAGAGGGGCCUCGGGGCCGCUAGGCCCGUUGCUCUCCCUCCCUGGCCCUCCUGCAGGAGCAGGACAGGCCUUUCCCGGGACCCUUUGUUCUCCCUCGCCGCAGAGUGGAACCACGCCUCUCCUGUCAAUCUCCCGCCACCACCACGUUGUGCCACUGCCGGGGGAGGCUCUGUUUCUGCCAGGGUCCUCCCCUCCUUCACUGUGACGGCCCUAGCUGAGACGGGUUCCAGGCUCCCACCCCACCCCCUCCGGCCAGACACCGUCGGGUAGAGAGGAAGUCAGGCUCUCCGGGCCCCCGGAGAAGGACGGAGGGAUGGGGACGGGGCGUCGGGGGUGGGGGAGAGGAGGGAGCAGCUCGGUCACUUGCACAAAGCAGCGUCGGGCAGGGGGUGGGAAUUCCAAGGGCUCUGGCAGAAACAGAAGCGAGACCCAGCCCCUUCAUCCCAGAUAAGCCAUUUCAGUAGAGAGAGGGAGAGGGAAAAGAAGAGGGAGAGUUGGGUGGGAGGGAGAAGGAGAGAGAGAAAGAGAGAAGUCUCUGUCCCCAGCCAGUGGACUCCCAGACUCCUUCAAAAGGCUAGCCGGGUCAGAGGAAGAACCUUCUGGGUAACGAUCUCUUGGCCCUCCUAUCCCAACUCCACACCUGGGUCCUGGGGCCUACCGGGAGAUGAUGAAAUUUCACCGAGGACCCAUAAGAAAGCCCUGAAGUUUCCUCGUGGACCCAUAUAAAAGCCCUUUGCUUCAGGCGAUCUACCACCUCCGCCCCACCUGCCGUUCCCAAGCCCCCAGCCCCGUGAGACCCUGGGGUCCUCUCCCAGCAGCUGCUCCUCAGAUCCCCCGCAAACCCCAGGGGGUAGAACCUCAUCCUGCCGCUCUCAAUCGCCGCCGCUGCCCUGCCCGGUGCCCCUACCUUGGGGCAGAAGCCUCUGCACCUUGCCUCCUGCCCAGGCACUGAUUUGGGGGAGGGGGCGGUGCCAGCAACCGCAGUGUCUUAGGAGAAAUGACUGAGGGUGUGGGCCGGUUCUCCCACAGGCCUGUGUAAAGUGAAGAUGGGAGAGGUGGGGAGGGAUGAGGGGAAGGGGAGAGGGAGGGAGGGGCAGAGUUUAUUUUUACAUGGACGAUGGGGGUGGGGAGGGCCAGGCCCUGCAAGGAUGCUCUGUGCCAAUAAAU